Molecule: messenger RNA, 423 nt
Organism: Lolium rigidum
Lineage: Eukaryota; Viridiplantae; Streptophyta; Magnoliopsida; Poales; Poaceae
Product: auxin-responsive protein SAUR50-like
Exons: 1
Coding region: 67-423 (118 amino acids)
Biological process (GO): response to auxin
Source: RefSeq, a predicted model, not a curated record
CUCCUCUACAUCACAAGCAAGCCACUGCGCGCCACCAAGUCGAACGAACAAGCUCACUACCAAUUAAUGGCGAUCAAGAAGAGCGGAGCGGCGGGGCUGAAGCAGAUCCUGAAGCGGUGCUCGAGCCUGGGGCGGCGCCAGCAGCAGCAGCACAACCAUGCCGGGGAGGAGCACUGGGAGGAGGAGGAGGCGGCGCCGUCGGACGUGCCCCGCGGCCACUUCGCGGUGUACGUGGGCGAGUCGCGGCGGCGGUUCGUGGUGCCCAUCGCGGUGCUGGACAGGCCCGAGUUCCGCUCCCUGCUCCGCCGCGCCGAGGAGGAGUUCGGGUUCGGCGGCGCCGGGGACCUGCUGGUGCUCCCCUGCGAGGAGCGCACCUUUCGCUCCCUCUGCUCCGCCUCCUCCCUCACCUGCACCGCCCGCUGA